AUGGCUAAAUUAAGGGUAAUAAUCAAUGAUGUGGGCUGGCUGAUUCACGUCAAGAUGAAUUCAAGAGGUUUGGAUAGAGACCCCUGCAGUGUGUAUCCGUUGGCUGAAAUGGCAUUACUUGAGAUUAUAAUCGGCUAUAACAUGUACACGCGAUUUCUUCAAGUUCCAUGUGCACUUUACGGAUAUCCCUACCGAGCACGUUUCUCGCUACUCCUAGACCCUCGACUGCUGCUCUUUAUAAACCACCCCUGCUGUCGAAACGUGCAGAUUUUAAAACGGUCUUUAUUGCAUUGUGUAUUAACUAUUUUUCUGCAGCUAGCCCUGACUGUUUUCGAGCCCUACUACUAUCGGAACAUUACCAUCUCUACUUUGUCCCGAUAUCUGUGUUGUCCAGCUAUAUAA
Molecule: messenger RNA, 402 nt
Organism: Batrachochytrium dendrobatidis JAM81
Lineage: Eukaryota; Fungi; Chytridiomycota; Chytridiomycetes; Rhizophydiales
Exons: 2
Coding region: 1-402 (133 amino acids)
Source: RefSeq, a predicted model, not a curated record